This is a messenger RNA of Dacryopinax primogenitus, 1343 nucleotides long. RefSeq names its product clathrin assembly protein AP47. NCBI's taxonomy places the organism in Eukaryota, Fungi, Basidiomycota, Dacrymycetes, Dacrymycetales, Dacrymycetaceae. The transcript is spliced from 6 exons. Bases 1 to 1308 code for a protein of 435 amino acids. Gene Ontology annotation, biological process: intracellular protein transport; vesicle-mediated transport. Gene Ontology annotation, molecular function: clathrin-cargo adaptor activity. Gene Ontology annotation, cellular component: clathrin adaptor complex; clathrin-coated vesicle. The record is from RefSeq and is a predicted model, not a curated record.
AUGGCCUCCCUCAUCGCCAUCCUCGACCUCAAAGGCAAGCCGCUCAUCCAGCGUACAUACAGGGACGACGUAUCCCCAUCUCAGAUCGAGCGGUUCCUCCCUCUGGCCCUCGAGUUGGAGGAAGAUGGGCAGGCUGUCAAACCGUGCUUUUCGAGUGGGGGAGUGAACUACAUGCAUAUUAGGCAUAGUAACUUGUACUUGCUGGCACUCUCAAAACGGAACACAAACGCAGCAGAGAUAAUCAUCUUCCUCCAUCGGCUCGUCUCUGUCCUGAUCGAGUACUUCAAAGAGCUCGAAGAAGAGUCUAUCCGGGACAACUUUGUGAUCAUAUACGAAUUGCUGGACGAGAUGAUGGACUUUGGAUACCCGCAGACGACCGAGAGCAAGAUCCUCCAGGAGUACAUCACCCAGGAGUCGCAUAAGCUCGAAGUACAGGCCAGUGUACCGAUUACAGUUACGAACGCUGUGUCGUGGCGGUCGGAAGGUAUCCGCUACCGGAAGAACGAGGUCUUCCUCGACGUGAUCGAGUCCGUUAACAUGCUCGUAAACGCCAACGGGAACGUGAUUCGUUCCGAGAUCCUCGGCGCAGUAAAGAUGAAAUGCUACCUCUCUGGCAUGCCGGAGCUGCGUCUUGGCCUGAACGACAAGGUGAUGUUCGAGACCACCGGCCGGACAUCAAGGGGCAAGUCGAUCGAGAUGGAGGACGUAAAGUUCCACCAGUGUGUCCGCCUGUCCCGAUUCGAGUCGGACCGAACGAUAUCCUUCAUACCCCCUGACGGAGAGUUCGAGCUCAUGACCUACCGCCUGAGCACACCGGUCAAGCCGCUGAUUUGGGUCGAGGCGGCCGUGGAGAGCUACAGAGGGAGCAGAGUGGAGUAUAUGGUCAAAGUACGAGCGCAGUUCAAGAGACGCAGUCAGGCGAACAACGUCGAGAUCUUCGUGCCUGUGCCGGAGGAUGCGGAUACGCCCAAGUUCCGGGCAUCAACAGGCGGCGUACAGUACGCCCCCGAAAAGUCCGCUUUUGUAUGGAAGAUCAAGCAGCUAGGGGGAGGGCGUGAGUUCCUCAUGCGCGCGCACUUUGGCUUGCCUUCAGUGAAGAACGUCGACGACGUGGACCGCCGUCCACCCAUCCAGGUCAAGUUUGAGAUCCCGUAUUUCACCGUCUCGGGCAUCCAGGUACGGUACUUGAAGAUUGUAGAGAAGAGCGGGUAUCAGGCGCUCCCCUGGGUAAGGUAUAUCACCCAGAGCGGGGACGAGUAUGCGAUGAGGACGCUUCAGGAAAAAGAUGCGUCGAUUCAGCCUAUAUAGAGAGGGAGUUGUAUACAUAUUUGUAUCGUAGCAAU